Molecule: messenger RNA, 2446 nt
Organism: Condylostylus longicornis
Lineage: Eukaryota; Metazoa; Arthropoda; Insecta; Diptera; Dolichopodidae
Gene: Gmer
Product: probable GDP-L-fucose synthase
Exons: 2
Coding region: 1350-2324 (324 amino acids)
Biological process (GO): nucleotide-sugar biosynthetic process
Molecular function (GO): GDP-L-fucose synthase activity
Source: RefSeq, a predicted model, not a curated record
CAUUACUCCAAAUUAGACUUUAUUAGUCUAAUUCUAGUCAUUACUUAAAAUUAGUAACUUUAACUAAAAAACAAUCUAAAAUAUUAAUAUUAAUUUAAUGAAAUUUGUUCAAAGUCUUCAGCAUCAGUAUCGUAUUUGUUACUGCACUGACAAAAGCUAAAGGUCAAACCAAAGUAUAUCUACUAAUAAGUAAUUCGACUCGUUCCAUUCCGUUAGUUUUUGUUUGCAUCUUGUUUCCAAAUUCUUAAAAUAUUCCAUUUUUUCUAGAAAUAGAUGAUAAUAAGAGUUGUGUAGGCAAGAAAGAAAGUAAAAUAUUGUAAACAAACGAGUGUAUCAAAAACAUUGAACUAAAAUAAAAUAAAAUUUAGUUACGUAAAACUUUUGUUAUUUUUAUUUUGAUAAUAACAAAAUUUAUUUUUCAUUUUAUAAAAUUUAGGUAAAAAAUUCGAAUGUGUGAAAGCAAAAGAGUUUGAAAUUUCAUGUAUGAAUGUACACUUGCAUGUACCUGGUACAGUAGAUACACAGUAUCAGUGAUAUAGAAAUAAAGUAAUUUAUAAAGAAAAAAAGGUGUAUGCAUGGGAAAUAUGUUCUAAAUUCCGAAUGUACCGAUUCAUGGGAAAUAUGUUCUAAAUUCAUUAAGAUUGAAAUAAAAAAUUUAAAGAUAAUUUAUUUAAUUUAUUUAUUAACAAUUAUUAAUUACAAAUGCUUAACAAUAAAUUUUUUUUUUAUAUCAAAUUGUUUUAUAGUUUUAUUAAAACUUUUUAUUAUGUGGUAAAUUCUAAUUCUAAUAUACAGUUUAAUGAAAUAUGUUUUGUCGGACUUCUCACAACAUUCAUAGUUGAAAUUAUUUUUUAAGUGUUCAUAUAUUUUAUAUUCUAAAUUUUUUUCUGUACAAAUAUCAUUAAAAAGGUUAAUGAAAGUAUUUUCUAAAAUCUUUAAAUUAUCCAUGAAAUUCUUCGAUGGUUCAUAAAAAACUGUAAAAUAUUUUUUUUCACAACUAUUUAAAUUUUUUUUUAAUAUUAUACGUCUUUUUAAAAUUUAUUUUUAUUAUUAACUCUUUUAACUAAGGGGAUUUUUUGUAUACAAAAAUUGGUGUGAUUGCAUUAGUGUGAUGUAAACGGAGAGUCGAACUACUUAUUAAUACAUAUACUUUGGUGAACACCUUUUGUUAUUGAAUAGACUUAGUGGAACGUACAUAUGUAUUUUACAUUGAUUAAAACAUUGCUUUCAGUAGCGUAUAUGCAUAUGUAUAUUGCAUAUGAAUAUUUCUUAGUGUCAUAUUUUCCUGACGUAGGGAUUAAUAUUUCCUUGCCCUUCAUUUUACACAUACAUUUAUUUUCGUUUUGAAAAUGAGUGCUGUAAUUGUUCUUGUUACGGGAGGUACCGGUUUAGUGGGAAAAGCGUUGGAAGAGGAAGUACGUGCGGAAAAGCCAGCAGGUGAAGAAACUUGGUUUUUUGCUAGUUCCAAAGACGCAGAUUUAAGAAACAUAAAUGAAACUAAAAUAUUAUUUGAGAAAAUUAAACCAACUCAUGUAAUUCAUUUAGCGGCAAAGGUGGGAGGAUUAUUCCAUAACAUGAAAAAUAACUUGGAUUUCCUUAGAGAAAAUUUGCACAUCAACGACAAUGUUUUACAAACAGCUCAUAGUUAUGGUUGCACUAAAGUAAUUUCAUGCUUAUCAACAUGCAUAUUUCCUGAUAAAACAAAUUACCCAAUUGAUGAAACAAUGAUUCACGAUGGGCCGCCGCAUCAAUCUAAUUAUGGAUAUGCAUAUGCCAAAAGAUUAAUAGAUAUUGAAAAUCGUGGUUAUUUUGAUAAACAUGGAUGCAUAUUCACAUCAGUUAUACCGUGUAAUAUAUUUGGACCUCAUGACAAUUUUAAUUCAGAAAUAAGUCAUGUUAUACCUGGCAUGAUUAAUAGAAUGUAUAAGCUUAAAACAGAAAAUUUAGAUAUUGAGGAAAGCUUUAAGAUUUUCAAAAUUUAUGGAAGCGGUAAACCUUUACGGCAAUUUAUAUAUUCCCUCGAUUUAGCAAAAUUAAUUAUUUGGGUUUUGAGAAAUUAUAAUUCUGUAGACCCAAUUAUAUUAUCCACAGAUGAGCAAAAUGAAGUUUCCAUUGCUGAAUUAGCAAAAUCUUUAGCUAUGGCGUUCAAUUUUAAGGGGAAAUUGGAAUUCGACACUAAUAAAGCUGACGGACAAUUCAAGAAGACUGCUUCGAACAAGAAGCUAAGAGCUUUAUAUCCAGACUUUCAGUUCACAAAUUUUGAUACAGCGUUGAAAGAUACUGUAAAUUGGUUUCAAGCCAACUAUCAUAGCCUUAGGAGGUAAAACAUUAAUUUUAUACAGUCGUAUAUUUGAUUAUAUAAAAUUUAAAAUUUUAUUUCAAAUGCUGUUAUUAAAAUAUGCAUGUGGUAUGUACAUAUGUAUAUAAUAAAAUAUGUUGAUACUGA